This is a messenger RNA of Mandrillus leucophaeus (drill), 3211 nucleotides long. RefSeq names its product nucleoredoxin (gene NXN). The transcript has 18 exons. NCBI's taxonomy places the organism in Eukaryota, Metazoa, Chordata, Mammalia, Primates, Cercopithecidae. Bases 1 to 3030 code for a protein of 1009 amino acids. The record is from RefSeq and is a predicted model, not a curated record.
AUGGCGUUCACCCCAACGGCAGUGAGCGAACAGAGGAGGCCGCCCACGCUCGGCUUCCAGUCCUGCGCUUUGCAUUCCAUGUUCUCAGCGUCAUUCGUCUUAGACCGUGGAUGUCCGACCGUGUGCACAGCCAACCUCAAGAAUCUGCCACUCAAACUUUGGAACAAAUACCGAAUUUCCAACAUUCCAUCGCUAAUAUUCCUCGACGCCACCACCGGGAAGGUUGUGUGCAGGAACGGGCUGCUGGUGAUCCGAGAUGACCCAGAAGGUAAAACCUCAGCACGUGCAUAUGGUCCUCUUAUUACCCAGCCCCUCUUCCUCCAUGCCCCUACCCUCAUCGCCGUCCCCCCGGAGCUUUCAUUCAUGGGCCGAAAGAAGCCCUGCUCGGAGGGCCGUGGAGGCUGUGGGAAAGCAGGGAGAGCUCAGACCCCGGCUUCUAGAGCUGCGUCCGUGGCAGCUGCCCCUUCACGCCUGUGCUCCUCCUUCCCAGCCCCCGGCCGCCAGGUGACUUUGAGGCAGCGGGUCCAUGGACCGCCCUGUGAGAAAACACCGCAGUUGAGCGGGAAGCAUAUUAUCCACUCCCCCUACCUGGAGCUUAGGAGCUUUCAUUCAUGGGCCGAAAGAAGCCCUGCUCGGAGGGCCGUGGAGGCUGUGGGAAAGCAGGGAGAGCUCAGACCCCGGCUUCUAGAGCUGCGUCCGUGGCAGCUGCCCCUUCACGGCCCCUCUCAGGGCCGUCGCCGUGGCCUCCUUCCGGAGAUCUCCUCCCCUCACUUCAUCCAUCCAUGUCCGCCCUGCCGAAGCCUCACCCGGGUCCUGGUGGAGUCCUACCGGAAGAUCAAGGAGGCCGGCCAGAGCUUCGAGAUCAUCUUCGUUAGUGCAGACAGGUCAGUUGUGCCAAUCGCCAAGAAUGGGCCUUUGUGGCCCCCCGGGAGCAGAGCUGUUGGGGGAUCCUCUCUCCUCAGCAGGCCUGCGUUAGAGGGAACACGACGGCUGCCCCGAAUUCCCUCAGGUGGCAGCCUCUGCCGUGGCCUUGAUGAUGAAUUUGCCCCCCAGGCCGGCCUGGCCAAAAGUCCCCCUGCUGCCAACAGGCUGGCCGCUGGCUGCCUUCGGCCAGGGGCGCUGACUGGUUUGGCUCCCUUGCCCCAACCUUCGGGGAGCGCAGACAGCCUGAGGGCUGUGCAGGGCCUGGAGCAGACGCGGGAGCAGCCAGAGGUGGCUGGCGGGCGGCGGGGGACCUGCUUUUCCUUCCAUGGCUCCUCCCAGCUCCUGGCAGUCUUUGGGGAAUUCGUCCUGGCUGCCUCCGGUCACGUUGCCAUCCAGAUGCAGAGAAGGCUGCGUCACAGCCCUGCCCGCUCCUCUCUGCCUCCCAGGGUCCUGGACCCCUUCAGCUUCCUUGCCCCAGCCCCCACCUCCUUCCAAACUCCCUGUCUGGUUGGCAGCGGAAAAGGCACCAGGCCAAACCGUGGGACAGCCUCGAGGCGCCCUGUGGGCCUGGUUCCCUGUGAAUUUCCUGUUAGAGGCUUCGCCCUGCUUUCUCGUUGGAAGUCUGGGAAGCCGCUGAGUGCCCCUCAGCAGCCAGGUCGGGGCUCCGUGUCCUCGCCCUGCCGUCCUGGGCCCCACAGGCAUGGACUCAGAAGAGGCUGCAGCCAGGGUCACGAAGAAGGCCCCUUGGAGGAGGCCCUCGGAGAGCCCCAGGCGCUGGGCCGGGAAGUGCUCAGCUUUGCCUUCAGACUGGCUUCUCCUCCCUCUCCGUCCCCUAUGCCUGCUUCUCUUCCACAGACCCACUCAGCAUCCCACGCCGGGGCACAUGCGGGCCAACCGCGGGGCUUACCACGGCAGCAGGGGCUCUGGUUUACCCCCGUGCUCAUCACUGCCCGAUCUCAGAAACACCAACUCUGGGGAAGGACCUUGCCGGGGGGACUUUGGGAAGGGCGUGUGGUGACGGGAGGGGCUCCUGUGCGGCCAGCUGUCCCUGUGGCGGCCCCCGGACCCGGUGUCUUUUGGGCCGCUGUCUCGAGACCAGCCCCCGAGCCUCGUGGAUGGACACAGCUGGCGUGGACCCCGGCCUCGGGGGAUAAAAUGCAGCCGUGUGAACAUAAUGGAUUCAUUGAUUCCGUUCAGAGGCAGGCACGCCCGCUGUGCCGGUGGCCGCAGCAGGGUACGAAACACGAGGGCCGUGUGUCUGGAAAGAUUUCUGUGACUUUUCUUCCCCAGCCCUGGGGAGGGAGUGGGGCUGGGGUGCAGACGGCGGAGGCUGCAGUCAGCUGUCGUCCUCUCUGUGCAGCCAGCCUCAGGUUCCUUCCCGCACUGGCCCUGCGCUCACCGUGGCCGGGCGAGGGCCUCUCCUCUCGCAUCGCAUCGACCACCCUCAUCAGGUUGUACCUGAGGACACUGAGGCCCCGAAAUGUGAAGGUGACAGGUUACAGGCCCACCCGAGCGGGCUCCAUGGCUCCUCCUGGCCAGGCCUGGAUUCUCCCCAGGUUUUGUGACUUCAGACCUGGACUCCUCAUUGUGAGCCUGUACCAGGUCCUUGGUGGGCUCCUCCGUGGUGGGUGGGACCCCGGCUGGACUCUGCAAGCCUCCUGCCAGGCAGGGCCUGCAUCUCCCAGGCCAGUGGCCAAGCACCCCCUCUUCCCCUCAGGCAUCCCCACGCUCAUCGUGCUGGACCCGCAGGGCGAGGUGAUCACGCGGCAGGGGCGGGUGGAGGUGCUGAACGACGAGGACUGCCGGGAGUUCCCCUGGCACCCCAAACCCGUGCUGGAGCUCUCCGACUCCAACGCCACGCAGCUCAACGAGGGCCCCUGCCUCGUCCUUUUUGUAGGUAUGAAGCUCACGGGGGGGGCCUGGGAUGACAUGACUGACUCCCUGCGAGAUUACACCAACCUGCCUGAGGCGGCCCCUUUGCUCACCAUCCUGGACAUGUCAGCCCGGGCCAAGUACGUGAUGGACGUGGAGGAGAUCACCCCCGCCAUCGUGGAGGCCUUUGUGAAUGACUUCCUAGCAGAGAAGCUCAAACCGGAGCCCAUCUAGCGUGGCUCCGGCCUCCUGAGACGUUAUUUAAAACUCAGCCUUCUCCUCCUCCUCCCCCUCCUUCCCUCCGCCCUCGGACUUACCCAGCGUGCCCCGAAUCACACCACCCAAGUGUCCAGCCUCUCUGUGGUGCCUUGUUUCUGCAUUAAACUCCUCAGCCAGCGCCCUGGGGUGCGGAAUC